Molecule: messenger RNA, 900 nt
Organism: Spirometra erinaceieuropaei
Lineage: Eukaryota; Metazoa; Platyhelminthes; Cestoda; Diphyllobothriidea; Diphyllobothriidae
Source: the annotation of a GenBank genome assembly
AUGGAUUCGCCGAUUUCGGGAUUCAUCGCCGAGGCGGUCCUGCAACGGUUAGAAUCGCUGGUCUUCCAACACCACAGACCGAAAUUCUGGACCCGGUAUGUGGAUGACACCUUCGUAGUCAUCGAACGGGAUCAGGUGUUGACAUUCCAAGAACAUCUCAACGCCGUCUUCCCGGACAUUCAAUUUACGAUGGAGGAGGAAGAGAACAACGAGUUGGCCUUCCUGGAUGUCCUCGUAUGCCGCAAAGAUUGUGGUGAACUAAAAACCAAAGUGUUCAGGAAAGCGACAAAUACGAUGCAAGUACUGAACUUCAACAGUAACCACCCACUCAGCCACAAACGCAGUUGUGUAAGGACGCUCUAUCGGCGUGUCGAAACGCACUGCAGUGAGCCGGAAGACAAAAUUGCCGAACUACAAUACCUCCGACGGGUCUUCAAAGCCAAUGGCUACCCGCGCAACUUCGUCAACCGGUGCAUACGCAAAAGGGACGAAAGGCCUAACCGCACGGACACCAAAUCUUGGCGGGCACUUCCGUAUGUCAAGAACGUUUCGGAAGCUGUCGGCCGCCUUCUCGCGCCACUUGGGGUUGGAGUGUCACACAGACCGGAGGCAACCAUCAGGCGUCUGGUCAUGAAACCGAAAGACCCACUGCCACGGCUAGAAACGUCUUUAGUCGUUUAUCGGAUCUGGUGCAGUUGCGGACAAAGCAACUGCGUCGGAGAAACUGGAAGACAGCUCCGAACGAGAAUGGCCGAACACGCGGCAGCGGUGCGCAGAAAUGACGCCAGCUCUCAAGUUGCGGCUCAUUCGACGAGAUCCGACCACACAUUCAAAUUCGAUGAGGCCGAAAUUCUCGCAAGAGGUGACAACCGCGUGAGCCGGGAGCUGCUUGAGUCAUGA